Molecule: messenger RNA, 1621 nt
Organism: Oxyura jamaicensis (ruddy duck)
Lineage: Eukaryota; Metazoa; Chordata; Aves; Anseriformes; Anatidae
Product: POTE ankyrin domain family member C-like
Exons: 12
Coding region: 1-1455 (484 amino acids)
Molecular function (GO): protein binding
Source: RefSeq, a predicted model, not a curated record
AUGGCCUCAUCCCCGCCGCAGCAUGCAGAGGGUCUUGGUGCUCGUCAGGGGCCGAUGGGAGCCACCGUCGGUGCCUGCCGGCUCCAGGAGAGGCAGCCUGGUGGGCUGCAUGGUGCGGCCGCCCGCGGCGACCUGGCCCUGCUGCGGCGGCGCUGGUGGCUGAGGAAGCUGUUCAUCAACUGGCGGGAUGCGGAGGGGCGGACACCUCUGCAUCUUGCCUGCAUCAACGGCCACGUGGAUGUCGUUCGGUUUCUGGUUAGGAAGAAGUGCAAGCUGAACCCACGUGACAAUUUGAAAUACACGCCCCUGAUGAAGGCGGUAGCGUGCAAGCAAGAAGGCUGCGUGGCUGUUCUGCUAGAGCACGGCGCUGACCCAAACGCCACAGAUGGUAGAGGCAACACUGCCCUUCACCUCGCUGUGCACACUGCUAACAUCUCUGUAGUGCAGAACCUCCUUCAGCACAAUGCCCAGAUUGAUGCUCUGAAUCAGCUGGGAUUAACGCCGCUUGCUCUCGCAGUCUCCAACCGUUGCAAAAAGAUGGCAGAGUUCCUUCUGGAAAAACGAGCUGACGUGAAUGCGCGAGAUUGCUGUGGAAGUCUUACUGAGGAACCCGUGAGCUCAGAAACCACGGGAGAGUCUUCCGCAGAUGGCAAAAAAGGCACAACAGUAUCCGACAACUCCUGCUCGGUGACAACUGAAGGUGUCCUAACAGCAGCAGAAGCGGAGCAAGAGGAAGGUGGUGACUCUUGCGAAUCCUCUUCAGCAAGUGGAAUAGCGGGAGGUGGAGAGAUGCAGAUACUGAGAUGUGCCAAGGAGCCUGGAAAGACGGAGAUGGACACUCAGUUGGCUGAGAAGACACCUGAAGAUACCUUGCUCUCAGUAUCAAAAGAGGAAGAGGAAGGUGAUGACUCUUGUUCUGAUUCUGAGGGGUCUGCAAAGCAGAAAGAAAACCUUCCAGAACAACAGGAUGCUGAAACUAAAACAGAUUUUCAGGACAAUACGCAGGGUGUGGUGAGACAGCUGCCGCAGGAGCUUCCCGGUGCUCCUGAAGAGCAGCCCAAAUCCAAAGCUCCUCUUGAAGACCCUAAGCGGUGCUACGACUGCCUGAAGGAAAAUAAGAGGCGUUUGCAGAAGGAGUUGGACACGUUUAAAGCCAAGCUGCUGCAAUCGCAAGAACAACAUACCCAGAACUUGAAUUACGCAGUUGGCCUGCAGAUUGCUAUAGAGAAGAUGGAGAGGGAAGUAACAGCUUCUUGCCUGAAACAGCAAAGCCUUCUGGUAGCAUCUGCUGCAACUGUGGCUAUCAAACAACUGGAGAAGCGCGUGCAAUGGCUCGAAGUUCAAAAUGCCAGACUGGAAGCCACGGUCCAGCAACAAGCCAUGAUCAUCGAGGCCCUUCAGAAAGACCUGCAAGCCUCUGCCUCAUCACCGCAGAACUGGCAAAGUCAGCAGUGAUGAGAUGAUGCUGGAGCCAAGGAAGAGCCAAUUCCAGAAAGCAAAGAGAGAUCUGAAGAGAUGAGGGAAGCCUGGAAAACUCUGGCUUCCGCCCUGUGCAGCUCCUCCCCCGCAUUUUGUUCCACACGUUUUGCUCCACCUUGCUAUUCAAUAAACUUUGCCAUCU